AUGUUUAUGAAGAUCGGGUUGAAUGGUUGGACAACGCUUGGGAUGAAAAACUUGUCGUCCUUUUCAGCGAUAUUAAAGGACAACGAAUAUCGCCACCAAAUAAAACAAAAAACACAGCUCCAGAUAUGUAAACAUAAUGAAGAACAAGCAACAUUUGUUUUCGUUAAUCCACUUUUGAAGGAAGUGCAUGUUAAACAUCGCGAUUUGGUAAAAGAAAUAUUGCAACAGGUUCUUAUACGUCAUAGAUAA
Messenger RNA from Brugia pahangi, 249 nucleotides. The record is from the annotation of a GenBank genome assembly. NCBI's taxonomy places the organism in Eukaryota, Metazoa, Nematoda, Chromadorea, Rhabditida, Onchocercidae.